Molecule: messenger RNA, 1137 nt
Organism: Gigantopelta aegis
Lineage: Eukaryota; Metazoa; Mollusca; Gastropoda; Neomphalida; Peltospiridae
Product: fibrinogen alpha chain-like
Exons: 1
Coding region: 1-1137 (378 amino acids)
Source: RefSeq, a predicted model, not a curated record
AUGUACCCCAGUCGCAGUGGCACAACUUACCCCAGUCGCAGUGGCACAAUUUACCCCGGUCGCAGUGGCACAAUGUACCCUGGUCGCAGUGGCACAACUUACCCCGGUCGCAGUGGCACAACUUACCCCGGUCGCAGUGGCACAACUUACCCCAGUCGCAGUGGCACAACUUACCCCGGUCGCAGUGGCACAAUGUACCCUGGUCGCAGUGGCACAAGUUACCCCAGUCGCAGUGGCACAAUUUACCCCUGUCGCAGUGGCACAAUGUACCCUGAUCGCAGUGGCACAACUUACCCCGGUCGCAGUGGCACAACUUACCCCGGUCGCAGUGGCACAAUUUACCCCGGUCACAGUGGCACAAUGUACCCUGGUCGCAGUGGCACAACUUACCCCAGUCGCAGUGGCACAAUUUACCCCGGUCGCAGUGGCACAAUGUACCCUGGUCGCAGUGGCACAACUUACCCCGGUCGCAGUGGCACAAUUUACCCCGGUCGCAGUGGCACAAUGUACCCCGGUCGCAGUGGCACAACUUACCCCGGUCGCAGUGGCACAACUUACCCCGGUCGCAGUGGCACAAUUUACCCCGGUCGCAGUGGCACAAUGUACCCUGGUCGCAGUGGCACAACUUACCCCAGUCGCAGUGGCACAAUUUACCCCAGUCGCAGUGGCACAAUGUACCCCGGUCGCAGUGGCACAAUGUACCCUGGUCGCAGUGGCACAACUUACCCCGGUCGCAGUGGCACAACGUACCCCGGUCGCAGUGGCACAAUUUACCCCAGUCGCAGUGGCACAAUGUACCCCGGUCGCAGUGGCACAAUGUACCCUGGUCGCAGUGGCACAACUUACCCCGGUCGCAGUGGCACAACGUACCCCGGUCGCAGUGGCACAAUUUACCUCAGUCACAGUCGCACAAUUUACCCCAGUCGUAGUGACACAAUUUACGCCAGUCGUAGUGACACAACUUACCCCAGUCGCAGUGGCACAAUUUACCCCAGUCGCAGUGACACAAUUUACCCCAGUCGCAGUGGCACAAUUUAUCCCAGUAGCAGUGGCAUAACUUACCCCAUUCCCACCAUUUUGAUAUUUUGCUUAAUACCGGCAACAUUUUGUCAUACAUUUGGUUCAAACUUGCCUUGA